Acomys russatus (golden spiny mouse) is the source of this 1905-nucleotide messenger RNA. It is a transcript of the gene Fkbp9, whose product is annotated as FKBP prolyl isomerase 9. The transcript is spliced from 10 exons. Gene Ontology annotation, molecular function: peptidyl-prolyl cis-trans isomerase activity; calcium ion binding. The record is from RefSeq and is a predicted model, not a curated record. The coding region runs from base 106 to 1818 and encodes 570 amino acids. Lineage: Eukaryota; Metazoa; Chordata; Mammalia; Rodentia; Muridae.
GGGGGGCGGGCGCUGGGGCCCGGGGCGAGCCGGGAGACCUUUCCACGUUUGCACCGCCGCGGCGCGCCCAGCCUUGCCCCUCGCUGCUCCGGUUGAGGCCUCGCGAUGGCUUUCGGGGCUCGGGGUUGGCGGCCCCGGUCGCUGCUCCUGCUGUUGCUCUGGGUGACCGGGCAGGCGGCUCCCGUGUUGGGCCUGGGUGUGAGCUCCGAGCUUCAGAUUCAGCGGAGCUUCGUGCCUGAUGUGUGUCCGCGAACGGUGCAGAGCGGCGACUUCGUGCGCUACCACUACGUGGGAACUUUUCUCGACGGCCAGAAGUUCGAUUCCAGCUACGACAGAGACUCUACCUUCAACGUAUUUGUGGGAAAAGGCCAGCUGAUUGCGGGGAUGGACCAAGCUCUGGUGGGGAUGUGCAUAAACGAGAGGAGGUUCGUGACGAUUCCCCCAAACCUCGCCUAUGGAAGUGAAGGAGUUUCCGGCGUGAUCCCUCCAAACUCAGUUCUUCAUUUUGAUGUACUCCUGAUGGAUAUUUGGAAUUCUGAAGACCAGGUUCAGAUUCAGACGUAUUUCAAGCCCCCCAGUUGCCCUCGGACUAUCCAGGUGUCUGAUUUUGUGAGGUACCACUACAACGGAACGUUAUUGGAUGGGACGCUCUUUGAUUCCAGCCACAAUCGCAUGAGAACCUAUGAUACAUAUGUGGGAAUUGGAUGGCUGAUUCCUGGAAUGGACAAAGGGCUGCUGGGCAUGUGUGUUGGGGAGAAACGGAUCAUCACCAUCCCCCCUUUUCUGGCCUAUGGGGAAGAGGGAGACGGGAAAGACAUUCCUGGGCAGGCAUCCCUAGUCUUUGAUGUUGCAUUGUUGGACCUCCAUAACCCCAAGGAUAGCAUUUCCAUUGAGAACAAGGUCGUCCCUGAGAACUGUGAGCGGAGGAGUCAGAGUGGGGACUUCCUCAGGUAUCAUUACAAUGGCACGUUUCUGGACGGCACCCUCUUUGAUUCCAGCUACUCACGGAACCACACCUUCGACACGUACAUUGGGCAGGGCUAUGUGAUUCCUGGGAUGGAUGAAGGCUUGCUUGGUGUUUGCAUUGGAGAGAGGCGAAGGAUUGUGGUCCCUCCUCACCUUGGCUAUGGAGAAGAAGGAAGAGGGAAUAUCCCUGGCUCGGCCGUGCUGGUGUUUGACAUCCACGUGAUUGAUUUUCACAACCCUUCAGACUCCGUCAGCAUCUCUUCGCACUACAAGCCCUCUGAUUGCUCGGUGCUGAGUAAGAAAGGGGACUACCUCAAAUACCACUACAACGCCUCGCUCCUGGAUGGGACGCUGCUGGACUCCACGUGGAAUUUAGGCAAAACGUACAACAUUGUGUUGGGAUCUGGACAAGUUGUGCUGGGCAUGGACAUGGGUCUGAGAGAGAUGUGCGUGGGAGAGAAGCGGACGGUGAUCAUCCCGCCCCACCUGGGCUAUGGAGAGGCUGGUGUGGAUGGAGAGGUGCCUGGCAGUGCCGUCCUGGUGUUUGACAUUGAACUGCUGGAGCUUGUGUCUGGCCUUCCGGAAGGGUACAUGUUCAUAUGGAACGGCCAAGUGUCUCCAAACCUCUUUGAAGAAAUUGACAAGGAUGGCAAUGGGGAAGUCCUCCUGGAGGAGUUCUCGGAGUACAUUCAUGCUCAAGUGGCGACAGGCAAAGGGAAGCUGGCUCCUGGCUUUAACACUGAGAUGAUCGUGAAGAACAUGUUCACCAACCAGGACCGGAACGGAGACGGGAAGGUCACGGCCGAGGAAUUUAAGCUCAAAGAUCAGGAAGCCAAACACGAUGAACUGUAAGUUUGACAUGGCCCGGUUUGUGCCAAGGAGUGCAUGGCACAAAGAGAGCUGUCGUGGUAGAGCACACUUCAAGGUGGGAAGAUGUCU